Messenger RNA from Coregonus sp. 'balchen', 13534 nucleotides. NCBI's taxonomy places the organism in Eukaryota, Metazoa, Chordata, Actinopteri, Salmoniformes, Salmonidae. The record is from the annotation of a GenBank genome assembly.
CACUUGAAAGAGAGAGGUCUAUAAUUUACAAGGAUGCAUGAGUUUUCCAAACUCAUUCGAAGUUUGAAGUCCAUUUGAAUGACCUAAAACAUAAUUAUAGGUUAAAAGGUAGGCUAUUAGUACCUUACAUGAAUCCAAACAAGUUAAAUAUUGAUAUUGUGGUUUAUACAUUUUUACUAAGUAUUUAUUAUGAUUAUAAAUAUCCUAUUAUAUGCAUAUAGUCUUUUACUUUCGUUACAUAAUUAUUAAUCUCUUCUCCACCCCUUUUCUUAAUGUGUCCUGUUCGCCUUCUCGGUAAGCGCUUCCACUUUGCAAUACUGAUAUCACUGUGCUGUGCGCAACUCCGCCGGCUUCGGAAUGUAGACGCUAAGACGUCUGUCUCCACAAUGGAACUACAAUCCGAACUGCUCAAGUCCAUCUGGUACGCCUUCACAUCGCUGGACAUGGAGAAAUGCGGCAAAGUAUCGAAAUCCCAGCUGAAGGUUAGAUUUGAAGUGUAAUAUUUCCAAGUGCUGAGCUUUAUAAUCAGGAAAUGGGUGUUGAAUUGCCUCUGUGCCUCUGGCGCCAGCUUCUUACUCAUAACCUUAUAAACAAACAUUUUGACGUUUGAAGAUCUGAUCAAGAUAGCCUUAAAAAAUACAUCGUUAGCCUCUUACAAGUUGUUAUAUUAGGCUAUAAUAAAUGAUUCCGCUUGAAUCUAGGGAUGUAAACCAUUAUAAAGUUAACAGUCCACUUGUAAAAAUAAUAAUUUGCAUGCAUCAUGCAGGAAUACUGCUGAGUAUGAGAAACAUACACAUGAAGACAUUCUCUCACUCACUCACUCACACACACACUUUGGAUACAUUGGUGACUUUAAAACAUGGAUACACACUCAUGAGUGUGUAUCCAUGAAACCCUCUUCAGUGAGUAAUAUCAACAGCGGCAGCCUACACACACACAUAAAUAGGUGCAUCUAGGUCAGGCGGUAGUCAACUAUGCCCUCAUUUCAAAGUCCAGGUCUGUCCCUCUCCCUUUACUGCACUCAACCUGUACACAUGACAACAUAUCAAAGUUUACUGUACAACAGAAACAGACGGUGUGUUCAGACAUCUUCCCCAGUCAUCUUCCCCCUCACUCAGUCUCUGGCCUGUCGAGUUCAAACACGUUGCGUUCGCCCUAUGGUGAGAAUCCCAGGAAAUAGCAGGCAGGUGUCCAGACAUGCUCACACUGAGAGGGCUGUGUGUGUGUGUGUGUGUGUGUGUGUGUGUGUGUUGGUUGUUUCAUAUGAUUUGAGAUUAUUUGAGUUUAUGUGCCCUAUUUUAGUAACCACUUACAUACUGUAUAUAUAGGAAUAGUAGAUUUAAUAUUAACAGUAACAUAAUACAUUUUAAAGGGUCAUUUAUGGGAGAUUCUCAUUUGGCCAAAAUACUAUCCUCUCCUCGAAUCCUCCAUCCUCUCUCCUCCGUGACCCAAAAACCGAUAAGUUGUAGAGUGGUCGAGGAUAGUGUCAAUUAGUUUGAAACAGAGGAGUGUCCUCGUGUCCGAGAUGGCCUCCUCCAGGCGAGGAAGCACAAGAGUAUCCUUCGUGGAAGAGUUUUGAAUCAGCUGUUGUUUACUCAGAGGAGGAAAGUAUGCAUAUUUAAAAGCUAAAUGCUACUUAUUCUUAUAUCUAUAAAAUGUUCAGCACAACUAGCUACAUGUCUUUUUAAUACUUUACACAUUUAAUUUGGGAUUCCACCCCAUGAAAUGUAAUUUACAUGAUGAUGAGCGAGUGAAGAAAGAGAGUAUAAUUUCAGACAAGCGUAUUUGUUUCCACAUUUCCUCCCCUCCCCUCCUCUCCUCGGUUACCUUUGACCUUUUGAAAAGGAGGCAAGGAGAGGAUAACUGAGGACGGAGGAGUUGAGUGAUCCAAUUGAGAAUCUCCCUUUGACACAGGCAUUUUCUUCAUUUUUCUGUGUGUGUGUGUGCGUGCAUGUCACAGGUUCUCUCCCACAACCUGUGCACGGUGUUGAACAUUCCUCAUGACCCCGUGGCGCUGGAGGAACACUUCCAAGACGAUGACGAUGGACCCGUGUCAAACCAUGGCUACAUGCCGUACCUCAACAAAUACAUACUGGCCAAGGUAACCAUCACAUCACUACUCAAUUGAGGAUUUUCACAUUGAGAUGAGUGAAUUCCAGUCCAUUCAGGAGAUGAAUUGCACUUGAUCUUGAUCUUAAUCUUAGUUCACCCAAAUUACAAAACGACAUAUUGGUUUCCUUAACCUGUGAGCAAAACUGAAGCAUGCAUUGCUGUCUUACCUUGUUCAUAGACUGCUUACAGGGUAUUGAAACCAAUAUGUAAUUUAGUCAUUUGGGUGAACUAUCCCUUUAACCUCUUUACCAGUACUAAUUAAUGAAUUAACCCCUGGUGUGCUGCACCCAGGUCAAAGAGGGUGCGUACGACAAGGAGACGUUUGACGACCUGUGCUGGAUGAUGACCAUGAAGAAAAACUACAAACCUACCAGCGGCCAGGGGGGGCUGCUGUGCUCCCUGAGAGACUGCUUCAAACUUUUCUGUCUCUUCAACCUGCUGUCGGAGGACCACUACCCGCUCAUCAUGAUCCCACAGGAGGUGAGGGGGGUGGAGGGAUGAGGGGGGCAGGGAGAGACUGACUUCCAUUGGCACAUUUAAAUAUAAAGUCAGUAUCUUUCAGAGAGAAAGAGAGGAAAGGAGAUGUGUAGGUAGGGAGGAAAUAGUUCAUCUGGAAAAGAGAGUGAGAAGUGGGAAAGGAGGAGAGCUGAAGAGGGAGGGAGAAAUAGAGGGUGAAUAGAUACACAUACAGGACUGUAUAUAAACAGAGUAAGAAAAUAGUCGUAGUUAUGCAGUCCGGUGGCCAUCUUUGACUACACUGUGUGCUUUGACGCUUGCAGUAUACAAACUGUAUCUUUAUCGAUAGCCCCUUGCAAAAAAAUCACUAAUCUAGGUCCUUACUUCCUGAGCUCCUCCCCCUAAGCAGGAAGUCGGGGUGGAAUAAACCAAUAGGAGGGAGGUUGGUUUCCUGUUGAUAACACGUGAACUCACUCGAUAUCAUCUGCAGGCUUUAUGAAGAUGUGUUGCAACUUGCUGACCACAGCAUUAUCCCUUUACUAGAUCACUUUCUGAAUAUGGGUCCCAGCAAAUUGACCCAUAGAAGGAUAAAGAUAUUUUCUGACUUGUAACUUUACAUGUGUAAUCCAAAAUGUCACAUUUAUCCCCCCCCCACACACACAGGUGGAGUACCUGCUGAAGAAAAUCUCCACUGCGAUGAACCAGGAGUGGGACGGCAAGCCCCUGGAGGACCUGCUAUCCCAGGUUGACUCUGUCCAGGAGGAGGGCAUGUCGGUGUGGGUGUUCCUGGAUCACAUGGGCGCCGGGAGGCUGCUGAGGGUCAGCAGUGUGGAGGCCUUCAGUCUGGCCCUGGACCAAGUCUUCUUGGGAGAUGUACCACAACGUCCUCAAGAGGGUGAGUUGGUGGGAGUGUAUGGAUGUGGCCCCGGGGUGAGGGGAGGGAUGUGUAGCUGUGUGUGUGGGGGGGGGACAGGGGAGUGGGGCUGUUUUUAUGUGUUUGCGCUGAAUGAAAUUCACAAUACAGGGACACUGAUCAAUCCCUCUCUCUCUGUCUGUCUCUCUCUCUCUCUCGCAGGGUUACAUGUGGAAAAAGGGACAUGUGCGUAGGAACUGGAUGGAGCGUUGGUUUGUACUCAGGCCAUCCUUCAUGACCUACUACGCCAGCGAGGACCUAAAAGACAAGAAGGGAGAGAUUCCAUUGGACCAGAAUUGCGUUGUGGAGGUAAUCUUGUUAUUCUGGUUUAUCUUUGAAUCCAAAAACCAGUAGAAAAAAUCUUGGCUAGGAUUAUUAUUUAUUCGCUAAUGGCUGAGUGCAUCGCUACUGCGUACCUGAGACUGAGAUGUGCAAAAGUAUGUAGACACCCCUUCAAAUGAGUGGAUUCUGCUAUUUCAGCCACACCUGUUGCUGACAGGUGUAUAAAAUCGAGCACACAUCCAUGCAAUCUCCAUAGACACACAUUGGCAGUAGAAUGGCCUUACUGAAGAGCACAGUGACUUUCAACGUGGCACCGUCAUAGGAUGCCACCUUUCCAACAAGUCAGUUUGUCAAAUUUCUGCCCCGGUCAACUGUAAGUGCUGUUAUUGUGAAGUGGAAACGUCUAGGAGCAACAACGGCUCAGCCGCGACGUGAUAGGCCACACAAGUUCACAGAACGGGACCGCCAAGUGCUAAAAAUCUUCUGUCGUCAGUUGCAACACUCACUACCGAGUUCCAAACUGCCUCUGCAAGCAACGUCAGCACAAUAACUGUUUGUUGGGCGCUUCAUGGGUUUCCAUGGCUGAGUAGCCGCACACAAGCCUAAGAUCACCACGUGCAAUGCCAAGCAUCGGCUGGAGUGGUGUAAAGCUCGCCGCCAUUGGACUCUGGAGCAGAGGAAACGCGUGCUCUGGAGUGAUGAAUUACGCUUCACCAUCUGGCAGUCCAACGGACUAAUCUGGGUUUGGUAGACGCCAGGAGAAUGCUACCUGCCCGAAUGUAUAGUACCAACUGUAAAGUUUGGUGGAGGAUGACUAAUGGUCUGGGGCUGUUUUUCAUGGUUCGGGCUAGGCCCCUUAGUUCCAGUAAAGGGAAAUCUUAACACUACAGUAUACAAUGACAUUCUAGACGAUUCUGUGCAUCCAACUUUGUGGCAACAGUUUGGGGAAGGCCCUUUCCUGUUUCAGCAUGACAAUGCCCCCGUGAACAAAGCGAGGUCCAUACAGAAAUGGUUUACCAAAAUCGAUGUGGAAGAACUUGACUGGCCUGCACAGAGCCCUGACUCCAACCCCAUCGAACCCCUUUGGGAUUAAUUGGAACGCCGACUGCGAGCCAGGCCUAAUCGCCCAACAUCAGUGCCCGACCUCACUAAUGCUCUUGUGGCUGAAUGGAAGCAAGUCCCCGCAGCAAUGUUCUAACAUCUAGUGGAAAGCCUUCCCAGAAGAGUGGAGGCUGUUAUAGCAGCAAAGGGGGGACCAACUCCAUAUUAAUGCCUGUGAUUUUGGAAUGAGAUGUUUGACGAGCAGGUGUCCACAUACUUUUGGUCAUGUAGGGUAUUAUUACAUUUUUCUAUUUAACUUUUAUUUGUACAGGUUGGGUCACCAUUGAGACCAUUUGCAAGGUAGCCCUGUGAACAUGAACAUACAAUAAAUAAUAUCAAUACAAUAAAGAAAACAGGAUUAAUCAAAACAAACACAACUCUCGCAUAUCACCUCCCUUAAACUCGAUCUAAGCUGUCCAAUGGAGACCAGUGAGUUUAAUUUCAAGGUGACCUGAAGGCUAUUCCAUGAGCUGGGAACACAAAAGCUAGAAGCAUUUUCCCCCAGGUCAGUGGAGACCCGCGGGACCUCCAGAAGCAGUCAGUCCAGAGAGCGGGUCUGAAAAUGCGCAGUGGUCUAAGGCACUGCAUCGCAGUGCUAACUGUGCCACUAGAGAUCCUGGUUCGAAUCCAGGCUCUGUCGCAGCCGGCCGCGACCGGGAGACUCAUGGGCGGCGCACAAUUGGCCCAGCGUCGUCCAGGGUAGGGGAGGGAAUGGCCGGUAGGGAUGUAGCUCAGUUGAUAGAGCAUGGCGUUUGCAACGCCAGGGUUGUGGGUUCGAUUCCCACGGGGAAUAUAAAAAAAUAUGUAUUCACUAACUGUAAGUCGCACUGGAUAAGAGCGUCUGCUAAAUGACUAAAAAUUUAAAAAAUGUUUUAAAAAAUUGCUGGAUCUUCAUUUAAUACGUGAGCUGAUGUAGUGGGGAAAUCUCUGAAGAACCGCUUUAUGUACAAAAAGUAGCCAAUGCUGGGCCCUUCUGGUAGUCGGUGACUUCCAGCCAACAGAACUAUACAAAAUGCAGUGAUGUGUACGAAAAUUGUCCGUAGUGAUAAAACACAGUGCUGAAUGAUAGACUGAAUCUUAAGGUUUUAAAACAGAGGCUGCCACAUGCAUGUAGAUUACAUCACCAUAAUCAAGUACUGAGAGAAGCGUUGCUUGAACAAUCUUCCUUCUACUUUCCAAGGUGAGGCAGGAUUUAUUUCUAUAAAAGAAACCAAUCUUAAUUCUCAACUUUCUUGUCAGUUUUUCAAUGUGUGUUUUAAAAGAGAGCUUAUCGUCAAUCCAAAUACCCAAGUACUUAUAAUGGGGAACUUGUUCAAUUUGGGCUCCCUUCAAUGUGCAAAUAUGUAGGUCCUCAGGGUCAAUAUUACGAGACCUGGAGAACACAAUAAACUUGGCUUUAUUAGCAUUUAGCACUAGUUUAAGAUCAGUAAGCGAUUUCUGAAUGGAGUCAAAACCAUGCUGAAGUUUAUGAAUGGCCUGCUGUACUGAGGGGGCACAGGAGUAAACAACUGUAUCAUCCGCGUAGAGAUUAAGGUUACAGGUUUGAACAGAUAGACCAAUAUUAUUUAUAGAAAUAGUGACGAGACCAGGGCCAAAAAUCGACCCCUGCGGCACAUCUUUCGUAAUAUUGUCAGUAAGCACAUUGUGUCCUGUCCAUUAGAUAGUUCUUGAACCAACUGCAAGAUGCCUGACCUAGCCUAUUUCAGACAACCUUUGAACAAGUAAGAAAUGGUCAACAGUAUCAAAUGCCUUUAACAGGUCAAUAAAUAAGGCGGCACAAUGAUUUUUAUGGUCUAAACAAUAUAGCACAUCUAAGACAAGUGUAGCUGCUGAAACAGUGCUAUGUCUGUUAAUCCGUUUGUCUGCAUAUUUCAAGACAUGGCAUAUAGGGGUGUAAUGAGAUACCCAAUGGGCUGGACGAUUCUCUUGUCAUCACUCAUCUUGAAAAAAGGUAUACUAUACUGAACAAAAAUAGAAACGCAACAUGUAAAGUGUUGGUCCCAUGUUUCAUGAGCUGAAAAUAAAAGAUCCCUGAAAUUUUCCAUACGCACAAAAAGCUUAUUUCUCUAAAAUGUUGUGCACAAAUUUGUUUACAUCCCUGUUAGUGAGCAUUUAUCUUUUUCCAAGAUAAUCCAUCCACCUGACACGUGUGGCAUAUCAAGAAGCUGAUUAAACAGUAUGAUCAUUACCUUGUGCUGGGUACAAGAAAAGGCCACUCUAAAAUGUGCAGUUUUGUCACACAACACAAUGCCUCAGAUGUCUCAAGUUUUGAGGGAUCGUGCAAUUGGCAUGCUGACUGCAGGAAUGUCCAACAGAGCUGUUCCCAGAUAAUUUAAUGUUAAUUUCUCUACCAUAAGCCGCCUCCAACGUCAUUUUAGUGAAUUUGGCAGUACGUCCAACCGGCCUCACAACCGCAGACCAUGUGUAACCACGCCAGCCCAUGACCUCCACAUCCAGGGAACUUCACCGACGAGAUCGUCUGAGACCAGCCACCCAGACAGCUGAUGAAACUGUGGGUUUGCACAACCCAAGAAUUUCUGCACAAAAUGUCUCCGGGAUGCUCAUCUGUGUGCUCGUCGUCCUAACCAGGGUCUUGACCUGACUGCAGUUUGGCGUUGUAACCUGGAGAAGUGUGCUCUUCACGGAUAAAUCUCGGUUUCCACUGUACCGGGCAGAUGGCAGACAGCAUGUAUGGCGUCAUGUAGGCGAGCGGUUUGCUGAUGUCAACGUUGUGAACAGAGCGGUGGGGUUAUGGUAUGGGCAGGCAUAGAGCUACGGACAAUAAACACAAUUGCAUUUUAUCAAUGGCAAUUUGAAUGCACAGAGAUACCAUCACGAGAUCCUGAGGCCCAUUGUCGUGCCAUUCAUCCGCCGCCUUCACCUCAUGUUUCAGCAUGAUAAUGCAUGGCCACAUGUCGCAAGGAUCUGUACACAAUUCCUGGAUGCUGAAAAUGUCCCAGUUCUUUCACGGCCUGCAUACUCACCAGACAUGUCACCCAUUGAGCAUGUUUGGGAUGCUCUGGAUUGACGUGUAUGACAGCGUGUUCCAGUUCCCGCCAAUAUCCUGCAACUUCGCACAGCCAUUGAAGAGGAGUGGGACAACAUUCCACAGGCCACAAUCAACAGCCUGAUCAACUUUAUGCAAAGGAGAUGUGUCGCACUGCAUGAGGCAAAUUGUGGUCACACCAGAUACUAACAGUUUUUUAUAUCCACGCGCCUACUUUAAAAAAAAAAGGUAUCUAUGACCAACAGAUGCAUAUCUGGUUUCCCAGUCAUGUGAAAUCCAUAGAUUAGGGCCUAAUUUAUUUAUAUAAAUUGACUGAUUUCCUUAUAUGAACUGUAACUCAGUAAAAUCUUUGAAAUUGUUGCGUUUUAUAUUUUUGUUCAGUGUAAAAACGUUGAAAUCAAUCUGCCAUCAUUAACACAAUGGAAAAAUGGAAUGAUUUAUUAUUGAAAUAGCAUGGGCGACCAAGAAAAACAAAUUGGUACAAUGAAGGCACUAGGGAUGGGGGUGUGAGCAUGCGGGUCUGGGCAGAUGAGAUGUAGUCAUUGUUUGUGUGCGCCUGUAAGUUGUUGUUCAUAUCUAUAAUUUUGUAUCUGGAGUAAAAAAUAUAUAUAUUAUAAUAAAUACAUAAAUAAUAAUGAAACAGUGCUAUGUCCAGGUCUACAACCAGAUUGGUGCUCAUUAAGAAUAGAAUGAGACAUUGAAAAAGUUAUACGCUGAGAGUUGGCCAGUGACUCUAAAACUUUGUCAAGGCAAGAAAUUGGACAGUAGUUAUCCAAGUCAGAAGGAUCUCCGCCUUUGUGUAGGGGGAGGACUUGUGCCGUUUUCCAGAUCUUAGGGAUAACCCCAGAUUUUACAGGGUGUUUAAAGUUGGGGCGGGUUGGUUUAGUUAUCAGCUGAGUUAGAUUUAGCUCAAUGCAGAUAUAUUUCAGCCUAUCAGAAGCUGGCAUCAACAAUCCAGAUUAAGAUCACCCAAAAUUAAUAAUUCAGAUGUAGCAUAAUUAGAUAGACAAUUGGAGGGAGGGCUAUAAAUUCCAACUAGCAUAAGUUGGGCAUUAUUACCAAGGGCCACAUUUAGGACUAGACAUUCAAAUUGCUUAGGGACAGAGGUAGUGAGAGAUACACAAACAUUUAAGUUGUCCUUUGUAAAUAUGGUGACACCUCCACGUCUGCCAACUCUGUCAGAUCCAAAACAUUAUAACCAGCCAGAGACUCAUCAGUAUCCGGCACAGUCUUAUUUAGCCAAGUUUCCCUCAACUCCUCCCAUCUAUCUCUGAAUACCAUCCAGUUUUGAUUUCUAUUUGCCAUAUAUUUUUAACUGUGCUGUUUCACUAAAGUUCUGAACCUAUAUACAUUUUACGGACACAGUAUAUUUUACAUUACUUAUCUUGUUGUUUUUAGUCCCACCCUUCAGCUCCACUCAACCCCUACCAUCUAUCUCUGAACACCAUCCAGUUUUGAUUUCUAUUUGCCAUAUAUUUUUCAACUGUUCUAUGAUGUUUUACAAAAGUUCUGAACCUUUCUAGUCUCAUAGAUUCUACAGAUUGACAUUUUUGCUAAAAGUUUUAUUAUGUUAUUGAUCGAUUGACUAUGACUUUUCAAAUCACCCAGUAGUGCUAUCUGCAGAGUUAGAUCCAGGUAAAUGUUGCACUUCUUCAGCCAUUUCUGAACCUGUGACCAAAAACAAGCCACAUAUGGACAGUACCAAAACAAAUGAUCUAAUGAUUCUGUCUUUUCGCAGCAAAAUCUGCAGAGCUGGGAUGGUUGUAUCCCAUAUAUAUAUAUAUAUAUAUAUAUACAUACACAGUGGGGAGAACAAGUAUUUGAUGCACUGCUGAUUUUGCAGGUUUUCCUACUUACAAAGCAUGUAGAGGUCUGUAAUUUUUUAUCAUAGGUACACUUCAACUGUGAGAGACAGAAUCUAAAACAAAAAUGCAGAAAAUCACAUUUGUAUGAUUUUUAAGUAAUUAAUUUGCAUUUUAUUGCAUGACAUAAGUAUUUGAUCACCUACCAACCAGUAAGAAUUCCGGCUCUCACAGACCUGUUAGUUUUUAUUUAAGAAGCCCUCCUGUUCUCCACUCAUUACCUGUAUUAACUGCACCUGUUUGAACUCGUUACCUGUAUAAAAGACACCUGUCCACACACUCAGUCAAACAGACUCCAACCAUUCCACAAUGGCCAAGACCAGAGAGCUGUGUAAGGACAUCAGGGAUAAAAUUGUAGACCUGCCCAAGGCUGGGAUGGGCUACAGGACAAUAGGCAAGCAGCUUGGUGAGAAGGCAACAACUGUUGGUGCAAUUAUUAGAAAAUGGAAGAAGUUCAAGAUGACGGUCAAUCACCCUCGGUCUGGGGCUCCAUGCAAGAUCUCACCUCGUGGGGCAUCAAUGAUCAUGAGGAAGGUGAGGGAUCAGCCCAGAACUACACAGCAGGACCUGGUCAAUGACCUGAAGAGAGCUGGGACCACAGUCUCAAAGAGAACCAUUAGUAACACACUACGCCAUCAUGGAUUAAAAUCCUGCAGCGCACGCAAGGUCCCCCUGCUCAAGCCAGCGCAUGUCCAGGCCCGUAUGAAGUUUGCCAAUGACCAUCUGGAUGAUCCAGAGGAGGAAUGGGAGAAGGUCAUGUGGUCUGAUGAGACAAAAAUAGAGCUUUUUGGUCUAAACUCCACUCGCCGUGUUUGGAGGAAGAAGAAGGAUGAAUACAAUCCCAAGAACACCAUCCCAACCGUGAAGCAUGGAGGUGGAAACAUCAUUCUUUGGGGAUGCUUUUCUGCAAAGGGGACAGGACGACUGCACCAUAUUGAGGGGAGGAUGGAUGGGGCCAUGUAUCGCGAGAUCUUGGCCAACAACCUCCUUCCCUCAGUAAGAGCAUUGAAGAUGGGUCGUGGCUGGGUCUUCCAGCAUGACAACAACCCGAAACACACAACCAGGGCAACUAAGGAGUGGCUCCGUAAGAAGCAUCUCAAGGUCCUGGAGUGGCCUAGCCAGUCUCCAGACCUGAACCCAAUAGAAAAUCUUUGGAGGGAGCUGAAAGUCCGUAUUGCCCAGUGACAGCCCCGAAACCUGAAGGAUCUGGAGAAGGUCUGUAUGGAGGAGUGGGCCAAAGUCCCUGCUGCAGUGUGUGCAAACCUGGUCAAGACCUAAAGGAAACGUAUGAUCUCUGUAAUUGCAAACAAAGGUUUCUGUACCAAAUAUUAAGUUCUGCUUUUCUGAUGUAUCAAAUACUUAUGUCAUGCAAUAAAAUGCAAAUUAAUUACUUAAAAAUCAUACAAUGUGAUUUUCUGGAUUUUUGUUUUAGAUUCCGUCUCUCACAGUUGAAGUGUACCUAUGAUAAAAAUUACAGACCUCUACAUGCUUUGUAAGUAGGAACACUUGCAAAAUCGGCAGUGUAUCAAAUACUUGUUCUCCCCACUGUAUAUAACAUUCUAUUGGUUGCAAGAAUUUUGUAUAAUAAUUUUAAUUGAAAAAUGUUACGUUUUGAAUUCGGCGCCGUUUUGUGUAACAGUUUUGUGUAACAGUUCAAUAACCAUGUGCCAUGGAAUUGGUACAUCGAAAAUCUCUUCCCAACUAUUUGGUCCUGAAAUUAAACUGGUAUACUUUUUUAUUUAUCACCAUUUUCUUUAACCAAUUUUUGUCUAUAAUGCAGGGCUGACAGACAAGUUCCUUACUGUUUCCCCCUUCCACUUGCCUCUUCCAUUUUUGCAGUUUCAGAUAUUACCAGAAUGUCCACAUUGGUUUGAGAGGCCAGAGUUAUAAUCAAAUCAAUUUUCGAGAUCAAACUUCUGGCAUUUACAUGAAUCAGUCCAACGCCGCAGCUGAGGGAUUUCAUAUGAGACUCUAAUAUAAGCACACUAUGCUCAGUUGGUAGCCCCUUAUUUGAAAAUACCAUAGGGCUAGCUUGAAUUGGUAUAGAUACAAGCUUGUCUAGAACUGUACCAUUGGGCCUAUGUUUUGAGCUAGGACAUGGAUUAAAACAAGAGUCAAUGAGUGUUUACAUGAAGUAUGAUGCUAAUGCUGAUCAUUUAUGGUUGGGAUUACCUGAGCGGAACUUCGGGUGUUGAUAAUGUCACCCUGGUAGUCAACCACCAGUUGUCCUCUCUCGGUUUUAGGCUAUUCCAGACAGGGAUGGGAAGCGUUGUCUCUUUUGUGUGAAGACCCCCAGCAAGACCUAUGAGAUGAGUGCCGCCGACCAGAGACAGAGGGUGGAAUGGACCCAAGGUGAGGGGAUGUGAACAAGUGUAACGCCCUGCCUGAGACACAAGCCUAAUUGUCAUCCUCGGACCAAGGGGAUAUCCUGUUGACCUAAUGGUUAAAACAUUACAUUAAACAUGGGUUGAAAAGCAUUAGGGAAGGAAAUUCACUUUUUUCUGAUUCUCCUGUGGGUGUGUGUUUGUGUCUGUGUGUCCUCUCUCUCCCCAGCCUUGCAGACUGCCAUCCGUCUCCAGGGUGAGCGCAAGUCCUCCCUGCACCAGGAACUAAAGCUGAAGAGGCGGGUCCAGCGCGAGCAGAGCCAACGGGGGCGCUGCCUGAGCGGCAGCCAAUCAGAAGAGCUUACCAUUCAAGACCGGGAGAGGGAAAAGGAACGGCAAGGACAGGAGAUAGAGAGUAUUAUUCAGGUGAGAGGGAGGGAGAGAGAGAGGCAUUAAAGAGGAGAGAUAGAAAGGAUGAGUGGGGGGAAAGAGGGGGUAAUGCAUACAUAGUAUACAGUACUUAACAUGACAUGUAGGAUGUAUGUGUCCCACAGCACCAGCGAGAGGUGGAGGAACGGCGCAGGGAGGAGGAGGAGAAGGAGAGAGAGCAACAGAAGGAGGUCCAGAGAGAGUUGGAGAGACAGCUAGAGGAGGCCGAGAAGGUGAGAUCAUGUACUGAAGAAUAAAGUCGAAUUAGGUUUAUUAGUGCACCUGUGUAGGUUCCCCAGAUAAAUGAGUAUAUGGUGUGUGUGAAUGAAUGCAUUCGGUGUACAUGUAUACGUGCCUGAUUGCCUGCCUGCGUGUGUUCCCCAGUUGCGGGAGAGCAUGCAGGCUGAGAUGGCAGAGAAGGAGAAGGAGGCCGAGCAGCAGAGGAAGAGGAUCCAGGAGCUGGAGCUGACCCAGCACAAACUGGAGGCCGCUCUCAACACGGAGAUACAGGCCCACAUGGAGGAGGAGAAAGUCAGGCUGGAGCUAGAAGGGUAACACGCCUACACAAACUUAUCUCAACACGUAGAAACAGGCUCGCCUGGAGGAGGAGAAAUCAGGCACACACACACAAUUACACACACACACACACACAUAAGGAUACACACACAUGGCUGCAAGACUAAAGACACAGAUCAGAUCACCAAACGUCCCUGUCUAUUGCAGUGGAAUGGUCUUCUGUGCCCUUAUAUCCCUCAUCUCAUCCUCUCUCCUAUCUAUCUUUUCUCCCUUUCUACUGUCUCUCUACCGUUGUCCUCCUUCCUCUCCCAGGGUACUGCAGGCAGAGGAGGAGAAGCACAGGCAGUGUCUGCUCCUCCAGGAGCAGCAGGAGGCAUCCCGCCACAUCAGCCCCAGGGAGGAGGCCCCAAACGGAGCUAAGGAAGACGGGCCGGACCCCUCUGCCCUCCACUACGCCUCCCAGGAGCUCCAGAGCCUCCGAGAGACCCGAGAGAGGAGUCACCAGCACCUGGAGGUGAGAGAGAGGAGAUGA